Molecule: messenger RNA, 846 nt
Organism: Drepanopeziza brunnea f. sp. 'multigermtubi' MB_m1
Lineage: Eukaryota; Fungi; Ascomycota; Leotiomycetes; Helotiales; Drepanopezizaceae
Source: RefSeq, a predicted model, not a curated record
AUGGCAACCAACGGUGAGCGCGCGCCAGAUGCGCUGAACAAGGCCAUGCAUACUGACACCGGUCAACCUGCACUAGCUUGGUCCGUCGAGGCCGUGGUCGCAUCGAUCCCCGGUGGAGCACCCCCAACCCAUUCCACCUCGCCCAUCCCCUUCUUCCACAUCCUCGAGCGUCUCAAGACCACCAAGCGGGAAGGAUGGCGCCGAUUCGGCAUCAGCCACCUCUUCUCUUCAAAUCACAAACUAACCACCAACUCCAACCUUCCCUCCAGAGGCGAGUCCAUCUCCGACCACAUGUACCGCAUGUCCAUCAUGACCAUGCUCGCUCCAGCCUCCCUCACUGCGAAGCUCAACAUUCCCCACUGCACCAAGAUGGCCCUGGUCCACGACAUCGCCGAAGCCCUGGUUGGCGACAUCACCCCCGUUGACGGCGUAGCGAAGCCCGAGAAGAGCCGCCGCGAGAGUACCACCAUGGACUACUUCACCAAGAGCCUACUCGGUCGCGUCAAUGGAGGCAUUCCGGGCGAAGAGAUGCGGGCCAUCUGGCAGGAGUACGAGGACUCGCUGACUCCCGAGAGCCAGUUCGUGCACGACGUCGAUAAGAUCGAGCUUCUGCUGCAGAUGAUGGAAUACGAGCGUGUCCACGAGCACAAGCUGGACCUGGGCGAGUUCGCGUGGGUCGCGACUAAGGUGGUCAUGCCAGAGGUUAGAGAGUGGAGUGACGAGCUGCUCAAGGAGCGAGAGCUUUUUUGGGGCGACAGGGCGCAUAGGCAUGAGCAUGAUAGGACCGACGAGGUUCAUCCAGGCAGGGUUGAGUACUACUCCAAGCCGGAGCCCAAGCGCUCUUAG